AUGGAGUUGGUCCAUUCUCACAAGGAAAUGCAAACUCUUUCUUCAUCAGAAGAUGUAUUUAUGUCGACCUACAUCCACAAGGAGGAAUUAGAUUCCUUAGUACAACCGAAAAUAUGCGUAUUUUCAUUAAUGAUACUACUUUCCGCUCUUGUUUCACAGAUUAUCAGCGUCAGUCUGGUGGCUCAUUCUAUUGGCGAGAACAAGGAUCUUGUGUCCAAUGUCGAAAUUGUUAUGACACAUCUUGGUGUUCAAACACAGGCCAAGCAUAUGGAACCACUGUGUCAUCAAACGGAAUAA
Messenger RNA from Trichomonas vaginalis G3, 297 nucleotides. RefSeq lists its product as uncharacterized. The record is from RefSeq and is a predicted model, not a curated record. Bases 1 to 297 code for a protein of 98 amino acids. The transcript has a single exon. Lineage: Eukaryota; Parabasalia; Trichomonadida; Trichomonadidae.